UUAACAACUAACAACCUCUAAUCUCUCUUAUACCCAAUUUAUCUACAGAUAUAUUACCUCGUAGAGCAUGUCACUCAAAUUACCACAAGCCCCGAAUGCGGGCCUUUUUAAACAGGGGUACCAGUCUCAUUCGAACGCCGAUGGUGCGCUCAUCCGUAACAUUCAAGCAGUCCGUGAGAUCUCAUCCAUAUUGCUCACAUCUAUGGGUCCCUCUGGUAGAAAUAAGAUCAUUGUCAAUAGAUUGGGGAAGAUCUUCAUCACCAACGACGCAGCCACCAUGCUCAACGAGAUCGAGGUUGUCCACCCAGCAGUCAAGCUUUUGAUCAUGGCAUCUCAACAACAACAAAUGGAAAUGGGAGACAAUUCUAAUUUAGUAAUUGUUCUUGCUGGAGAGUUCUUAAAUGGAGCUGAGAAGUUGGUUACCUUAGGAUUGAGCCCCACUGAAAUCAUCCAAGGUUACACCUUGGCUAACAAGUAUGUGAUGGAAGCCUUGGAUAACUUGGCUGUGGAUAAGGUUCGUUCUGUGACUGAACCUUCAGAACUUCUCAAGGCCAUUAAGCCUGUUGUCGGUGCCAAGCAAUAUGGAUUUGAAGAUUUGAUUUCUCGUUUGGUUAUAGAGGCUGUUUCUAGUGUCAUGAAUCCAAAGCAACCAAUGGCUUUCAACAUUGACUCUGUUAGAGUUGUUAAGGUUAUGGGAUCUUCCUUGAGUGAAUCCACCGUGAUCAAGGGGAUGGUUUUCCCCCGUGAACCAGAAGGACACAUCAAGAAUAUCACUGAACGUUCUAAAGUGGCCAUUUAUACCUGUCCUAUUGAUAUCUCCACCACUGAAACCAAGGGAACUGUAUUGUUACAUAAUGCCAAGGAAAUCUUGGACUUCUCCAAGGGUGAAGAACAACAAUUGGAUCAAAUGUGUAAAGAAAUUUCGGAUUCAGGGGUUAAGGUUGUCAUUGCAGGUGCCAACGUUGGUGAAUUAUCUCUUCAUUACUUCAACAAGUAUGGUAUAUUAGUCUUGAGAGUGCCAUCUAAAUUCGAUUUAAGAAGAAUUUGUCGUGUUUGUGGAGCCACUCCAUUGCCAAGAUUGGGUGCACCAAUGCCUGAAGAAAUGGGUUCCGUUGAUGUGAUUGAAACCAAGGAAAUUGGAGGUGAUAGAGUCACUGUUUUCAGACAAGAUGACUCUUCCACCUCGAGAACCGCCACCGUAUUGAUCCGUGGUGCCACACAAAACCAUUUGGAUGACAUCGAAAGAGCCAUCGAUGAUGGUGUCAACUCGGUCAAGGCCUUGCUUCAAGACAACAGACUUCUUCCUGGUGCCGGUGCAGUGGAAGCUGAAUUGAUGAAGUUGAUCACACAAUAUGGGGAAAAGACUCCUGGUUUGUUACAAUUAGCCAUCAAGCAAUACGCCAAUGCAUUCGAAGUCAUUCCAAGAGCCCUUGCUGAAACCGCUGGGUUGGACGCACAAGAAGCCUUGAGUAAGUUGUACGCUGCUCAUUCCGUGGAUAAGACUGACGAAGAACAACAACAAGGCUUGGUACAAGGUCUUGACAUUGACGGUGAAUCAGAAACCGGAUUGGUUGACACCGUAGAAGUGGGUAUCUUGGACUUGUUGGCAGCCAAGAAGUCUGCCAUUAACUUGGCCACCGAUGCCACCAACACCGUUUUGUCUGUUGACCAAAUCAUUAUGGCAAAGAGAGCUGGUGGUCCACAAAUGCCAAAGCAGCCAAGACCAGGUAACUGGGACCAAGCUGAUUAGUUUAUAGGGGUACAUAGAUAUACAAGAGAAUACAAA
This is a messenger RNA of [Candida] anglica, 1786 nucleotides long. Lineage: Eukaryota; Fungi; Ascomycota; Pichiomycetes; Serinales; Debaryomycetaceae. The record is from the annotation of a GenBank genome assembly.